Molecule: messenger RNA, 2705 nt
Organism: Spodoptera litura
Lineage: Eukaryota; Metazoa; Arthropoda; Insecta; Lepidoptera; Noctuidae
Source: RefSeq, a predicted model, not a curated record
AUGAAAACGAGCUUUUAUUAUUGCGAGUGAGUGAGAUAAAAAAUAUAAAAUAAUAAUAAUAAUAACGCAAUCUUAAAACUUUAUAAGUAAUAAGGCUGCUGCUAGCGGCCAGAUAAAACUUUAAUUAGGGCAAUAAUACUGACGCAGUUCCAUGUUGCAUGUUUGCAAGAUAGUUUAGAUUUAGACUUGGGACACUUGCAGUGUGUUUUUCAGAGAAAAAAAUAAUGAGUCCAAGAAAGAAAAAGGUUAAACAUUCUCCCACUAAAGAAGAAAACGAUAUAGAUAAUAGUUUAAAGCGGGAAAAUUAUCCUGAAGAAUCACUUGCAAAACGUAUCAAGACUGAAAAUCAUAAGGAUGCAGACUUACAGGCUAAAAAGAAGCAGAACUUCAUGGAAGCCUGUAAAAAAGUGUCUUGCAAGGCUUACUCUGACUAUAACACCAGAUUCUUAGAGACAUAUUUACCUAAUUGUUUGGACAAUGGUGGUUGCAAACAUCAUGAUAAGAGUGCAGUCGCCAUCACUCAAAUGCCACCCCAUAUCGAACAAUCAUUCUCAAUAGAAAUUAAAAAUAAAGCAUGGUUUGAAGCCUUGGAUGUGUGCAGAAUAUACAUAACUCGUGACAAGUAUUUAACACCAGCAGUAUUGCAAGAUAUAGUUGAAAUUAUAUUAAAUGCCCAUCAAGACGAUUAUGAUGACCACACAUUAUUAGAUGUCAUUAUUAAAGCCCAACAUGUACUGUCUUUACACUUCAGCACACACCCCCCUUGCCAUAUUAAAAGCUUAAGAACUUGUUACAAAGACUUCCUAACAGCACCCAUGAGUCCCAAAGACAAGACUUUUACAAAUAGAACACAAUUUGAAUGUAGGAGAGGUAUCGUUAAAUAUUGUAUGAAUAGGUUAGAAGACGAAAUCAGUGCUGAAAGUAAGGAUGGGCCCUUGGUAGACAAGCAAGGUAAAGUGCCCCUACAUUUGUUGAACACAGUAAGUGCUGCUCAUUGGGAAAAUGAAAAGUUUUUAAUAUAUGAAUGCCUGGACAGGCACCAAAGGAUAGAAAGACUGAUGGCUGUUCUUGAAAGUGUAAUAGAAUUAUUGCAGUAUGAUCUGGCCAUUUGGCAUUCAAGAUAUAUCAACAACUUGGGUACUCACAUUAUGAGGUCACAUAAACCCCUAUUGGCAUUUGUUCUGUGGUCUGAUAAUACUGUGUACACCGGUGCAGUGACUAGCAACUGCAGGCAAAUAAUGAAGCUAUUUGUACAUCUUAAUCAUUUAAGAUACCCAGACAACAUGUUGAGGAUAAUAGCAAUGUGGCUAAAUGCAAUGAUUCAAACAUUUUACUUUUGUGAAUCAAACUCAAACAGUGAUUACCCAAAUAUUGGAAAAUAUUGCAAACAAUUUGCAACUGAGUUCCAUAAACUGAUUACAGGUAUGCCAUGUGACUCUAUCAACAGAAUUUUGGACAGAAUUGAGCCACAAUUUAUGAAACAUCUCAUUGGUAUGACCCACAUCAAGAUAUUACAUCCCAUCCAAGAUGACUACAUUUCAAACAUUUUAAUCAAUUUUUUCAAAGAAAGACAAUGGUCAGCAUUUCCACCAGACGAUAAUGAAGUGAUUAUUUGUAGACCACUAUUUUUAAAACCUAUUAAGAUAUCUGGAGUUCUCAAUUUUGUAACAAAGAAAUUUUUUACUCAUAAUGCCAAUGUUGAAGCUGCUAGCAGUGCCAACAAUAUUGGUUAUGCCAAACUAGAUACAGAAAUUUUCGCUGAUAAGAAAUUGGAUGAUAGCCUGAAUCAUUUUGUCCACACCCUGUAUGUGACAUUGGAAGCUUUUUUGAAUUGUUAUGAUGUACAUGCUGUGCAAGAAAUGUGGAACAAAUUGAAUGAAACUCCCAUAAAAGAGAAUGAUAAUCAAAACAAUCCAACUACAUUUCAAGAUGACAAAUAUAAUGUUACUGCUGAAUUCAUCAAAAAGUACAAAGAUAUAAUGAAGUCUAUGAAGGAAUUAUAUAAAGUGUUCAAAGAUUUGAAGAGCAGUGGAGAUAUGCCUGAUAUCUUGAACAUUUUUACUAAACUUCUACAUGAUUGACGUAAAAACUGGUGAAUUAAUUGAUGUGCUUUUUUACGGGGACCAAAUAUCCUAUUUAGAAAUGUAAUUGUCAGUAGAUAACUAGGUAUUUUGGUGAGAAGUAGUUUUAGUACUGGCUAUAACAAAUUAGCCAUGUUCUUUGUUCCAGCUGUUUAUUUUAUUUUUGUAAAUGAUAUUAAUAGUAAAUGUUUAACUGGUUGAUAUUUUAAGGGCCGAUUUUUCCACCACUAGUAAAAUUUUAUCAGAGGAAUAAGUUUGAAUAUUUUACAAUUCUACUAAGGGCCUUGGAGAUAAUCAUCAAAAUUGAUAUUUGACAGUAUUUAGUAUGAAAGAAUUGUCGAAUGUUCAAAGUUAUAGGUUACAAUUUAUCUGGCGCUGAAGAAAACGGUACUAAAAAUUGUCAAACAGUUAAGAGUUAACUGAUGAUUGAGAAAUUGGCCCUAAGAAGGCUGCCUUACAGACGAAAUCAAUAACCUCUCUAAAUUCUAGAAGGUGUACCUAUGUAUAUAUCUCAAUUCAAAAUCUGUUAAUAAUAAACACAGGUAUACUGAUUUCCUGAAGGGUGUCCUGGGCGCUUACUCUUGAAACCAAUCUCAAUGUCAAUGCAAUUUCAAUCCAAUAAAA